Messenger RNA from Drosophila montana, 393 nucleotides. Its product is annotated as A-kinase anchor protein 14. The transcript has 2 exons. The coding region runs from base 1 to 393 and encodes 130 amino acids. NCBI's taxonomy places the organism in Eukaryota, Metazoa, Arthropoda, Insecta, Diptera, Drosophilidae. The record is from RefSeq and is a predicted model, not a curated record.
AUGUUCAAAUUCAUCGCCUUCUUUGCCUGCGUGGCUGUCGCCUCCGCCGCACCCGGACUGCUCGCUGCCACACACUCCAUUGUCCAGCCCGCUGUGCUCACCAAGACCGCCUAUGUGGACCACAGCGCCUCCUCGGCCAUCACCCAUCAGAGCAAUGUGAAUCUGGUGCGUAAGGUGCCUGUUGUGCCUGUCGUCCAGACCUACCAUGCCGCUCCCGUUGUGCAUGCCGCACCUGUGGUGCAUGCCGCGCCCGUUGUCCACACUCCCCUCGUCCACACCUAUGCAGCUGCCCCGGUGGUGCACUCUGUGCACUCUGUGCCCGUGGUGCACUCGGCUCCACUGCUCAAGACUGUGGUCAGCGCUCCAGUCGCCUACACUGCCAUCCACAAGUAA